AUGUCCUCUGCUCAUGAUGCCACCACCAAGAUCUCCAUUGACAAGUGCGACGGCGACAACUACGCGACGUGGAGCCGCUACAUGCGUGGCGUGUUCCUGACCAAGUCGACGUGGCACGUGGUGAACCGAGAGACGUCGCCGACCGACGCGGACGAUCGCGCCAUGGACGACCACGUCAAGGCCAACAACAUCGCUUUCGGACUGAUGUUGCUGCACAUGGACGCAGACUACCAUCACAUCGUCGGUGACUGUGAAGAGGCGUGGGUCGCGUGGGCGCGUUUGAAGACGCUGUACGGCGGGUCGCAGAAGGCUGGACGCAUCUACUUGAAGCGCCAGCUGUUCAGCAUGGAGAUGGCGGAAGGCGGCAAUGUGAUGCAUCAUUGCAACGAAGUCCUCAACAUCAGCGCGAAGCUCAGCAGCAUCGGCGCCAAUAUGGAGGACGAGGACGUGGCGAUCUGCUUGUUGCGCAGCCUCCCCAAGAGCUACGAGAACGUCGUUCUCAACUUGGAGAUGAGCAGCGCGGAACUGCGAUCGCGAGACGUCGUGAGAGUGCUCACGAAUGAGCACAUCAAGAGGCAAGGUGACAAGACGACAUCGGUGAAGACUGAAGACGCGGCAAAGGCGUUCAGUACCGAGCGUGAACCUCGCCAGUGUGCAUACUGCGGAAAAUUGGGGCACACGGCGGAGCGGUGCUGGACCAAGCAGAAGGACGAAAAUCAAGGUGGAGCUCGACGCGGCGGCAACAAUACUCGCGGACGCGGAGCCAACAACGUUCAGUGGCGAACCAACAGCAACUACGACGACAACUACGAUCGAGUUGCGUUCGCGGUUUCACUGGAGGCUGGACUUUCGACGGGCUAG
Molecule: messenger RNA, 861 nt
Organism: Peronospora matthiolae
Lineage: Eukaryota; Oomycota; Peronosporomycetes; Peronosporales; Peronosporaceae
Source: the annotation of a GenBank genome assembly